Anopheles bellator is the source of this 3864-nucleotide messenger RNA. It is a transcript of the gene Dmtn, whose product is annotated as transmembrane and coiled-coil domains protein 2. The transcript has a single exon. Bases 680 to 2659 code for a protein of 659 amino acids. The record is from RefSeq and is a predicted model, not a curated record. Lineage: Eukaryota; Metazoa; Arthropoda; Insecta; Diptera; Culicidae. Gene Ontology annotation, cellular component: endomembrane system.
UUCUCCCUCCCAUCGCAGAGGGCUGGGUGUGGUUUGUAUGAAGUGGGUUUGAACGAUUGCCGAGAAACAUGUAUGAAUCAUCGGCCUGGGCCGCGCGAUAAUCAAAGCAAACUAUAGUGAGCAAAGCUGCUGCUACAACGUGCCGCGCAUAGUACCGAGAGUUACCUGCCACACUGUGUACCUCGAAGCUAAUUGGAAAAAGGAUUGCCCGAGGUGACGGGUUGCCGGGACAGUCCUUAGGGCCGGUGUUUUGGGUGAAAACAAACCAACGAAAACAUCCUAGACAGGUGUAGCAAACGGGCACCCGAGACGCUUAAUUGCUUGCCCUCCCUCGUCCUGGUCCGUCGCUGGUUAAAAGUACGUCUGGCGAACGAAGUGACUGGCGGCAGCCGUUUCAGCGCAGUCACAGUUAUCGGACGGCUUGCGAUCGAAGCAAUUCACAGCAACGUACGGCACCACGACAGAAACAUCGGGCGAACUGAUAGUGUAGCGGCACGGUGGUCGUGUGGUAGUGGAUUCACUGCCACCGACUUGGAUUCGGGACUCGCGGAAGUAGUAAAAGCCACGGGAGCGGCCCGCAAGCAAACUGGUUGCUGGAAGGGUCCGAGAGAUAAGCGCACUCGGUGGCCGGGUCUACCCGCCGCCGAUGGACGGAUAGGCGCCGGAGGAGGAGGACGAAAUGACAACGGCGACAAUGGAAAUGCUAACGACGGCAACAACGACGACGAUGACGCCUGGGACGGGCAAUUCUGUGGCGUCCGUUGCCAGUACGGCAGUGGCCAGCAGCAGCGGUGGUAGCGGUGGUUACGGUGUCGGCGGCUUGGAGGACACGAUGCGUCACCCGGCGGCUUCGAUGGACUACAGCAAUCUGUCCGGCGUGGGGCCGCUGAUCGAAGAGCUGGACGGAGUAAACGUAACGACCGUGUCCCAGCACAGUAACGAUUCGAUGGAGAGAAUCGCCGGCGGAAUUUCCCAACAACCCGGCGGCGGAGGAGGCGCACCGGUGCACGUAUCGGGCCACCAUCAGAAGGGCCACUCCCGGGGGAGCAGUGCACCGCUGGCGUACGACCGGAUCACGACGAAGAUCGCCUGCACAAAGGAGCUGAUCCGGAAGGAGCAGGAAGCGCGCGAUGCCAACGUUAACGAGUAUCUGAAGCUGGCGGCGAACGCGGACAAGCAGCAGCUCGCACGCAUCAAGGCGGUGUUUGAGAAAAAGAACCAGAAAAGUGCAAACACCAUUUCGCAGCUCCAGAAGAAGCUCGAAUCGUACAACAAGCGCUACAAGGAUCUGCAGCAAACCCAGCAGAAGCAACAGCAGCAACAGGCUCAGCAGCAACAGGCUCAGCAGCAGCACCAGCACCAGCAGCAGAUGGCCGCCGCCGCUCAACACGACGCCACCGCCUCCGGUGGCCAGCUACAGCAAUCGGGCGGCGGCCACCAUCAGACGGGGGGCGGUGGGAGCCAAACACUGCCAUCGAACCUUCAGCAGCACCUGGCGAUUACGGCGGGCCCGGGUGGGCCUGGUUUUCUGCAGCCGCGCGAAAUGCUGCGCGACGUGGGGCAAGGGUUGCGGAAUGUCGGUGGCAACAUCCGGCACGGCGUAACCGGCUUGUCGGCGACUGUGAUAUCAAAACCGCGCAAAUUCGCGCACCUCAUCCGCAACAAGUUUGGGAGCGCGGACAACAUCAACCAGCUGACCGCCACCUGGUACACCGGCACCGGUGGUGCCGGCGCCGACGGUGAACUGUCCGGGAUGGAUAUGAGCGGCACCGACGGACAGCAGACGUCUACGCCGAGUGGUCAGCACCACGGGCAGCAUCACCAUCACCAUCACCACCAUCAGCACCAUCACCAUCCAACCAGCACCAGCGACAGUGAAGGCCGGCGGCAGGGAAGCGCUCAGCCGCAGCCGGGGGGCACAACGGGCGGUCAACGGCAACAGAGUGCGGCCGGUGGCAAGUACAGCGAGCAUGACAGCGAGUGUAGUAGCGUCACCAGCGACAGCAUACCGCUCGGUUCGGACAAACACCACCGGCUGAGCUGUAGCCAGCGGUGCGUGCACUAUAAGGCCCUGGGCGAGGUGCGGGACGAGCAACAAAAGCAGAAGGAGCGUCUCGAGCGGCUCGAACUACUCCAGAAGGACGUGUCGGAGCUCUCGAUGUCGCUGGAGAACGAACGGUAUCGGGCGGACCGGCUCGAGGAGCAGAUUAACGAUCUGUCCGAGCUGCACCAGAACGAGCGCGAAAAUCUGAAGCAAGCGAUCGCCGACCUCGAGGAGAAGGUUCAGUACCAGAGCGACGAGCGGUUGCGGGACGUCAACGAGAUCCUCGAAAACUGCCAGACGCGCAUCGCCAAGAUGGAGCAACUGUCGCAGCAGCAGUACGUCACGGUCGAGGGCAUCUACAACUCGAACGCCCGGGCCGUCGUCGUGAAGCUCAUCAACGUGGUGCUGACCGUGCUGCAGGUAAUACUGCUCCUGGUGGCGACGGCGGCCGGUAUCAUUGUGCCAUUUCUGAAAACCCGCUUCCGGGUGCUCACGACGUUAGUCUGCACGAUCAUGCUGUUCGUCAUCGUGCGCCAAUGGCCGGAUGUGCGCGAUACCGGCGUGCACCUGUUACGCAUCCUGCGCAGCCAGGUUGUGAGUGAUGAUGCUGCGUAAACGAGUAGCGUCGUCACCACCGCGUGCAGCGGCUGACGAUGACGGCGUGGUUCAAUCCUUUCCAUUGUCGGUUAAUUCAGAAAGAUUGUUUUAGCGAGCUCAAAAAGGAACCGAACACGUGUGCUCACAGGUUGAUCGCUAGGCUCAAGAGGAAACUGCUCAAAUCGAAAUCGAAAGACCGGCUCUCGCGGGAGGUGCUGGUGUGUGAGUUCGCUAAAUAUGAAUCCAUCCACGUCCAAAACUUCACAAAACCACACCACAGACUGGGUGUGCCCGUAGUGUACACGGAGGUGCAACCAUGCAUAAGUAAUUACCCCGGCGCUGUCUUGGAGGACAAUAGUCACGCGGAAAGGAAGAGGCAAUCGGCCAUGCCCGGCCAUACUGUAUACCCGGUGUUGCUAAAUUUUCGUCAACUUUUCGUAGGGAUUUCAUCUGUGGUUAUUUAAUGGUUAGAGCGCCGGCGAGGGCAGUUUUCUUGCACUGAAUGUGAUUAAUGUACUGAACAGGGUGGUUGUAUGUGCGCGUAGAGGUGCAAAAAUUGCAAUCAGCCUUCUUGUUCGUCCGCUAAACUAGCCUCUGGUUAAAUAGACAGAUGAUCUAGAACGAAUGAUCGAAGAUCACGUGUUUGACAAAUCAUAAUUGAACGCGGUGCGAUCGUUUCCAAAGCACAGGAGCCGUAAAGAAGUAGCCGUAGUGUUGACGUAGUAACUUCGUUAUACUGUCAUAGUUUGUUCGCAGUAGUCCAUGCUCCUCCGCAUAAACGAUCGCCGGGCAAUCGCGCCCGAGCCAGACAAAGCAAACGGCGCACGGAGGGUAAAGAUCGCGCGCAGCUUGCGAUUAGGCUUUUGAGGACAUGCAGAAGCAAACGCCCAACACAGAGUGAACACGCGCAGUCGGCGCGUCGUUGUUCCGUUACAUACGAUAAUGUUCAUAUAAUAGAGAAUGUUUUAAGGUCUCCUAUUUCUUCUACCGAUGGAAGCAAUAUUAAGUUAUUAUUAGCGAGUUUAACGAAAACAGGGCAAUCCAGUAGGCCAGGUGGUAGAAUACAGAUACAGAAGAACACCACCACUAAAGGGAGUCAAUACGGUAAGGGGGAACAACACAGCAACACAAAGGGGGGACUGGACAUAAAUUACGUAAGAUCGGGUGGGUACAUCAAAACGUGAUUGGGUUUUUGGCGACCCAAGGCGCCAGAGAGCGCAGGA